Messenger RNA from Acipenser ruthenus (sterlet), 3624 nucleotides. RefSeq names its product dihydropyrimidinase-related protein 2-like. Gene Ontology annotation, cellular component: cytoplasm; cytosol. The transcript has 15 exons. Gene Ontology annotation, molecular function: hydrolase activity, acting on carbon-nitrogen (but not peptide) bonds, in cyclic amides. The record is from RefSeq and is a predicted model, not a curated record. Lineage: Eukaryota; Metazoa; Chordata; Actinopteri; Acipenseriformes; Acipenseridae. The coding region runs from base 105 to 2201 and encodes 698 amino acids.
GAAGGCGUCAUCUGCGUCUUAAUAGAAGAUACUGUACAUGCUCGCCGCUUUAAAUCAAAUUAAUCCAACGCACAGGGAAACUUAUCAAACACCCCAACAAGAAAAUGGCAGAAAGAAAGCCUAAAGCAAGAGAAGACGAUGUAUCAUUGUUGUCAAAACUUGGGACCAGCAGUCCAAAACCAAGAGUUAAAUUUGGUGGCAUGUUCUGUAACGUGGAGGGAGCUUUUGAGAACAAAACCAUCGACUUUGAUUCGUUUAGUGUCGGGAGAAGAGGUGCCAAGAAACUUCAUCGUAAGAACAACAACCAAGUAUCUUCCAUAGAGACGGAUGCUGUGUGUGAAACUGGCAGUGGUGUCAGUGAGGUUUCCAGCUUCAGUGAAUCUCCAGGUCGAGUUGAACCAGUCCUAACCCCCGAGGGACAAACGCACACUUCACCGGGAAAUGGUGUUAUAGGGAGUGGAGGAGAUCAGAGUGACCGGCUGAUUAUCAAGGGUGGGAAGAUAGUCAACGAUGACCAGUCUUUUUAUGCAGAUAUAUACAUAGAAGAUGGCAUAAUAAAACAAAUAGGAGAAAACCUUAUUGUUCCUGGAGGGGUGAAGACAAUUGAUGCCUAUGGUCACUUGGUGAUCCCAGGUGGAAUAGAUGUCAACACCUGUCUUCACAUGCCGUACCUGGGAAUGACCCCAGCCGAUGGCUUCUACCACGGAACAAAGGCAGCGCUGGCAGGGGGAACCACCAUGAUCAUUGACCAUGUCCUACCAGAGCCUGGAACAAGUCUCCUUGUCGCUUAUGAUCAGUGGAGAGAGCUGGCUGAUAGCAAGUCCUGCUGUGAUUAUUCUCUGCAUGUGGAUAUCACACGCUGGCAUGAAAGCCUCACAGAAGAACUUGAAGCUUUAAUCAAGGACAAAGGCGUCAAUUCCUUUCUUGUGUUCAUGGCCUACAAAGACAAAUACCAGUGCACGGAUUCCCAGAUGUAUGAGAUAUUUGGAAUUAUCAGAGACUUGGGGGCCAUUGCUCAAGUACAUGCAGAAAAUGGGGACAUCAUUGAGGAGGAGCAGAAGCGAUUGCUCGAGUCUGGGAUUACAGGUCCUGAAGGGCAUGUUCUCAGUCGACCAGAGGAGGUCGAGACUGAAGCCGUGUACCGUGCAAUAACCAUCGCUAAGCAAGCCAACUGUCCACUGUAUGUCACAAAAGUUAUGAGCAAAGGUGCUGCAGAUGUCAUUGCCCAGGCCAAAAGGAAAGGCAUGGUCGUUUAUGGAGAACCAAUCUCAGCUAGUCUUGGUACUGAUGGAUCACACUACUGGAGUAAGAACUGGGCAAAAGCUGCUGCCUUUGUCACAUCCCCUCCACUAAGCCAAGACACCACGACUCCAGACUACCUCAACUCACUGUUGUCCUGUGGAGAUCUUCAAGUAACUGGCAGCGCCCACUGCACAUUUUCAACAGCCCAGAAAGCAGUAGGCAAAGAUAACUUCACACUCAUUCCUGAGGGGACCAAUGGGAUUGAAGAAAGGAUGUCGAUAAUCUGGGACAGAUCUGUGACAACGGGGAAGAUGGAUGAAAAUGAGUUUGUAGCGGUAACGAGUACCAACGCUGCCAAGAUCUUUAACCUGUACCCCCGGAAAGGGCGGAUUGCAGUCGGCUCAGACGCUGACCUGGUCAUCUGGAAUCCCAAAGAAACGAAGAUCAUCUCAGCAAAAACACAUAACUUGGCAAUUGAAUACAAUAUCUUUGAGGGGAUGGAGUGCCUUGGGGCUCCAGUGGUUGUAAUGAGUCAAGGCAAAAUCGUCUUGGAAGAUGGGAAACUCCAUGUCACAGAAGGGUCUGGACGCUUUAUCCCUAGAAAGACCUUCCCAGACUUUGUUUACAAAAGAAUAAAAGCAAGGAACAGGAUGGCUGACAUCCGCGGUGUACCAAGAGGCCUUUAUGACGGACCAGUCCAUGACGUCACUACGGCAACUAAAGCCGUGGCAUCCACUCCGUCAUGCAGAGGGUCAUCCUGCCCUGGCAAGGCACAGAUGGCUCCCCUGCGGAACCUGCAUCAGUCUGGAUUUACUUUAUCUGUAGCGACAUCUAACUCUCAGCAAAACCCCAAAGGCAGUAAAGGAGGAAAUCAGAUGGACGACCAUAUUCCCAGACGCACUACACAACGGAUUGUUGCUCCCCCUGGAGGACGAUCUAAUAUUACCUCGCUUUCAUGAUCUUUGCCAUUCAUUUCUUCUGACCAACAACUCGUACAGUAUUUUGGCUAGUCAUUUCAAGUAUGAAAACACUGCCAAGAGUAUUAUCCAGGAAAAACAAAAAUCCCCCCCCCCCCCCCCCCCCCACUUCUUCUGCUUGCUCGUAGAAUACUCAUAUCAACUGCCAGAAUCUUCCAGGCAUUCAUUUUUAUAUAACUUUGUUGCCUAUAAUCCCAGGCAGUUGGAUUUUUGCAAUGGUUUAACAGCAUGCAUGUAGAAAGAACUGCUCAUAGUUACAGUGUAUACAGAAUUGCAGUACUUGGUAUAAAUAUUCCGGUAUGCUCUAAUGCUAACUUUAUUCCUAUGCAUAGAUUUCAGAAUACAAUUAGAUGCUAAGCUAAACGAUAAUAACUUUCAUGUACUCCACUUACUGUGUUGUUAACAGAUGUGUACCCUCUGCUGUAAAAGACUAACGGGUUAAUUGAAUUAACUUCUGGAUGGGAAUUCAUAACUUUAGGAAAAUGUAAAUGCAUGCAAUAAUCAGAGAAAGUAUUAUCUAUAAUUAUAGUUGGGGGUUUUCUCAUGAAUUUGAAUUCUCUUAAAAUACUUUUUCCUAGCUAAAAUGUCCCUAGCCAAUAAUGGCUAUAAUAGUGCUAUGAUUUUUAUUUCAUCCAGGCAAACUUAAUCUGAUGGUUUAACAGUAUUAGAUUCAAGCUUUAACUGCUCAUCUUGGUAUUAGCUCCAGGUUAACCCUCAAGUCACACCAUGCAUUAUAUGAUAUUAGUGGUAAAAUAAAAAAAUAAAAAAUGAAUGUAUGUCCCAAGUCAUAGCACUGUAUCGUCUCCCUGUUUACAUUGUGAUUGUACAGUAGAUUGUCUUUACGUUCCCCAUGUACAUUUGGAGCUUCUUGGAUGGUAGAUUUGUCUAGAUUUUAGAACCAGCCCUUGCUCCUGGCUGCAAAGUGCAUUAUCACAAGGAAAACGAACCCCCUUUGUUCUGUGGGCAUGAUGUUUUGAUAUUCUUUUUAAAACAGAUUUUUUUAAAUUGGUGCUGUCAAAAAACCAUACAGUCAAUGCGUUGAAUGACUGUCGUCUGUAAAUUUAUUUGUCGUUUUAAAUGUCAAUUGUUCUUGUUCUUCUACCUUUAUAAAUUUGAUAUUUGUACUUUGCAACUUCCUACUAAAGUAACAGUUUUUAAAACCAACAUACCACUACUAAGUUUCCUUGUUUUCUUUCAAAAGCUGUAUUUUACAAACAUAUUUACCUUUUAAACUAGGAUCCUAAUGGGUUGGUGUUUACUGGUAUGUCAAAAACGAAUGCCUCCAUGUACUUGAAAUAGUCAUCUACCUCUAUCAAUCUCUCUGUCACUCUGUUUAUCUCAUGUGACCAUUCCAUUUGAAAUUACAUGUAAACUAUCAAUUAAAGGCUUUAAAAAUAACUGCCAA